Molecule: messenger RNA, 1779 nt
Organism: Penicillium digitatum Pd1
Lineage: Eukaryota; Fungi; Ascomycota; Eurotiomycetes; Eurotiales; Aspergillaceae
Product: putative extracellular endoglucanase
Biological process (GO): glucan catabolic process
Cellular component (GO): extracellular region; cell surface
Molecular function (GO): beta-glucosidase activity
Source: RefSeq, a predicted model, not a curated record
AUGCAAAUUCUUCUUUCUGGUGCCCUCGUGGCCCUCGCCGGUAUAGCCCAGACAGCUGCUGCCUCGGCGGGAGCUGACUGUACUGGAAUAGUCAGUGCAAUCCCAUCUGCAGCACCGGCGAGACCUGUUUGCACUGGAAAUUUUAGUGCAAUCUCAGCCGCUGAUUUUGUAUCUAAUUUGCAUCCCGGUUGGAAUCUUGGAAAUACCCUUGAUGCUGUCCCCAAUGAAGGAUCUUGGAAUAAUGCGCCAGUGGUGGCGUCCACAUUUGAUACCGUGAAAGCUGCCGGCUUUAAAAGUGUUCGGCUCCCAGUUACCUGGGCUCAUCACUUUACCGGAAGCUCACCUGAUUGGACGGUUGACCCAGCAUGGUUGCAGCGAGUUUCCGAUGUGGUUGAUAUGGUUGUGACCCGUGGGCUCUACGCCAUCGUUGAUGUGCAUCAUGAUUCAUGGAUUUGGGCUGAUAUAACCCAGUCCGGAGCUAAUCUUACCAUGAUCGAAGAAAAAUUCUACCGUCUCUGGUAUCAAAUUGGAACUAAGUUGGCCUGCAAGUCCAGCCUUGUUGCCUUUGAGCCUAUCAAUGAGCCUCCAUGCAAUACUGCAGCUGACGGCACCGAGCUCAACAAACUGAACAAGAUCUUCCUCCAGGCUAUCAACGAUGCUGGUGGGUUCAACUCGCAAAGAGUUGUUACUUUGGUCGGUGGUGGUGAGGAUAGCGUCAAGACUGCAGACUGGUUUGUUGCGCCCUCAGGAUUCUCGAAUCCAUAUGCUAUUGAGUUCCACUACUACAGUCCCUACGACUUUAUUUUCAGCGCUUGGGGAAAAACCAUUUGGGGCUCCGAUAGUGACAAGGCUACCGUACGGACUGACUUCCAGAAGCUGCGUGACGCUUUCCCCAAUGUACCUCUCGUUUUGGGUGAAUACGAUGCCUCACUCACCAACACUGAGCCCGCUGCUCGAUGGAAGUACGUUGACUUCUUGAUCAAGACUGCAGCUAGUCUUGACAUCUCCUGCGUGCUGUGGGAUAGUGGAUUGGACCUCUUGGAUCGAACCACCGGAGUUUGGCGUGAUCCUAACUCACUCUCUAUCAUCACAAAAUCCAACAAUUCUACCGCAAAUAGCUUGCCAGAUAGUACCGAGGACGGGUCUGCAACCACCCAAUCAUCGUCGGCUUAUAUUUUCCAUCAGUAUGGAACAGCUGUGACAGCACAGAGUCUUCCAUUUAUCUUCAACGGAAACACGCUCUCUUCCAUCAGUGACUCUACUGGCACGACAUUGUCGGGAGCAGACUACUCUGUCUCGGGUACGAACAUAGUCUUCACUGCUUCGUACUUAUCCAAGCAUCUUUCGGCCACGACAGCACCGGGUGUUGUUGCCACUCUAACCCUGAAAUUCUCCGGGGGUGACUUGUCCCCUGUCAUCCAAAUUGUUCAGUGGAACGCUCCAACUCUGUCAUCUACAUCGGCAGUGGCCUCAUCUGUCUCUGGCUCUGACCUAUCAAUUCCAAUCACCUGGCGUGGACUGCCAACUGUCGCCUCCGUAAAGGCUUUGACCAAGAGUGGAACAUAUCUGGUCGAUGACUGGACAGUAUCACUGGGUCCUUUGCAGCAAGCGAGAGCUACCUACAGCAGCCAGUAUGACUGGGACGACUCCCAUGUUAUCCUCACUUCAUCUGCUAUUAGCUCUGUCAUCUCCGCUGGCCAAUCGACCGUGUUCACUUUCGAAUUCUUCCCGCGGGAUGGUGGUGACGUGAACGCUGUGAAUUUUACGUUGACUGUCUGA